Molecule: messenger RNA, 1798 nt
Organism: Chrysemys picta bellii (western painted turtle)
Lineage: Eukaryota; Metazoa; Chordata; Testudines; Emydidae
Source: RefSeq, a predicted model, not a curated record
CGCCACUUUUGGUUGCGGCGGCAGCAGCGAGAGUGUGGAGCGGUGCUGGGCGGCAGCAGCCCGGGCGGGACGGACCCCAGCGGGGACCCGUAGCCAACGGGCCGCGAGCGGCCGGGACGGACCCCAGCGGGAACCCGUAGCCAACGGGCCGCGAGCGGCCGGGACGGACCCCAACCGGGAUCCGUAGCCAACGGGACGGGACUGACCCCAACGGGGACCUGUAGCGGGACCGACCCAGUCGGGGACACGUAGGAACCUGGGACUGAGGGGCCCCCCAACCCCCACCAUGGCGCCCAGAGACUACGCCGCGGAGAAAGAGAAGGUGAAGCGCUUCUUGCAGGAAUUCUGCCGGGAUGGCGAGCUCGGCAAGAAGGAUUUCCUGUAUCGGGACCAGCUGGUGUCUCUGGCUCACCGGGAGCAGGUGGCCCUGUACGUUGACCUGGACGAGGUGGCCGAGGAGGACCCCGAGCUGGUGGACGCCGUGUGCGAGAACGCCAAGCGCUACGUCCGCCUCUUCGCCGACGCUGUGCACGAGUUGCUGCCCCAGCACAAGGAGCGGGAGGUGGUGCACAAGGACGUCCUAGAUGUGUACAUCGAGCACCGGCUGAUGCUGGAGCAGCGCGGCCGGGACACGGGGGAGACGCACAGCCCCCAGAACCAGUACCCCCCGGAGCUGCUGCGUCGCUUCGAGCUGUACUUCAAGGCCCCGUCGGGCUCCAAGGCCCGGGUGAUCCGGGACGUGAAGGCCGACUGCAUCGGGAAGCUGGUCACCGUCCGCGGCAUCGUCACCCGUGUCACUGAGGUCAAGCCCAUGAUGGUGGUGGCGACCUACAGCUGCGACCAGUGCGGAGCAGAGACCUACCAGCCGAUCCAGUCCCCGACUUUCAUGCCGCUGUUCAUGUGCCCGAGCCAGGAGUGCCAGACCAACCGCUCCGGGGGGCGUCUCUACCUGCAGAGCCGCGGCUCCAAGUUCAUCAAGUUCCAGGAGCUGAAGAUGCAGGAGCAUAGCGACCAGGUGCCGGUAGGGCACCUCCCGCGCUCCAUCAGCGUGGCUGUGCAUGGCGAGAACACGCGGCUGGCCCAGCCUGGGGACCACGUCAGCAUCACCGGCGUCUUCCUGCCCCUGCUGAGAGCUGGCUUCCGGCAGAUGGCCCAGGGGCUGAUCUCCGAGACCUACCUGGAGGCGCAUCGCAUCGUGAAGAUGAACAAGAGCGAGGAGGACGAGCUGGGGUCAGGGGAGCUGACAGAGGACGAGCUGCGCCAGAUCACAGCGGACGUGAUCUUUGCGGCGGUGCGGGAGCUGGCGGGCGGGGUGGGCGGGCGCGCGGUGCGCUACGCUGAGGCCGAGCAGCGCUGCGUCUCCAAGGGCUUCACCCCCGCCCAGUUCCAGGCUGCGCUGGACGAGUACGAGGAGCUGAACGUCUGGCAGGUGAACCAGGCCCGGACCCGCAUCACCUUCGUCUGAGCCCACGGGAGGGGCCAUCCCUGCCCCCGGCCGAGCCUAGCUUGCUCGGCACCCCCGGGGGGUCCCCCCCUUCGUGGGGUAGCUGGCUCCAGCCCCUGGCGCUGGGGGGGGGUGUCGCCUACCUGGGGCAUGCACUCCGUGCCAGGUUCUGGGGCACUGUUGCUCCCAGACGCCCCCACGGGGCUGAGGUUGUGCCCUUGACCUCCUGUUCUGUGCCAUGGGGUGGGGGAGGCCAGGCCUGUGUCCUGGGGGCUCCUGCCGGGGGCUCCCUGUCAUUGCAAAGGCGAUUUGUUCAGCUUUUUCUCUUACCAAUAAACCAGUGUUUGUAUGUUA